Molecule: messenger RNA, 1664 nt
Organism: Rosa rugosa (rugosa rose)
Lineage: Eukaryota; Viridiplantae; Streptophyta; Magnoliopsida; Rosales; Rosaceae
Product: protein MIZU-KUSSEI 1
Exons: 1
Coding region: 528-1334 (268 amino acids)
Biological process (GO): hydrotropism
Source: RefSeq, a predicted model, not a curated record
UGAACUCAGUACGGUCAGUGUGGGCUUUCCCUGUCCUUGGAGCUAUCUCCGAUGCAAAAUCAGUCAAGCCUCACAUACACAUCCCUUAUUUUCUGCACAAGCCCCCCUACAGUACUGAUAAAGAAAUAACACAAGGUUUUGUCUCCUCUACCUCCAUUUUUACACCAAAACCUCUUUCAGUUGUCUAUUUCCAUCCUUCCCCAGAUUCACUUUUCACCUAUGGUUGGUUGUCUCUAGCUUCUUGUUAUAGUUAGGUGGUGGCUGCUCACCUUCUUUUUUGUUCUGUCAGGACUCUCUUUCUCUUGGCCAUUCUAUAUUGCCCCCAUGACAAAAAUGUCAAAAAGGGUUCCCAUUUUUCGACUAAAGCACCCAUUAUAAGAUGUAACCCCCAGAAUAUAUAGAACCUAACACAAACCAAAUCUCUCCCCAUCUUUUACAGUUCUCUAUAUUACUCCCUAGUCACACCAAGUUCAACCACAUUUCUCUGGGCUUUCUUCUUCUACUUGUGCUCUGUCUUAAUUUCCCAAAUGAGGACAAUCAUGGCAGCCAAGACCCCUCAUGACUCGUCCUUCUCAUUUUCUAGAAGGUACUUCUGGAAAAAGAAGGUCGACGAUGAUGAAGACGACGACCACGAAGUCCUCAACUUCAGUUCCUACUCACAUUUCUCCGAGCAAGAGAAAGAAGAGGAGCUAGUCCGAAACAUACAUAUGUCAACAACAAGCGAUCAUCAAAUUGCAUCAGUCCUGCCUGAAGUGCCACGGAAGAAACACUCACUGGUCUCAGUCUCUAAGCUCCGGUCAGCUCUUACGCUAUUCGGCAAGAGCCGUUCUGGCUCUCGCUCCGGUUUAAUGGGUACUCUUUUCGGGUAUCGCCGCGGGCAUGUUCACUUGGCAUUUCAGGCGGAUCCCAAGUUGAACCCUACGUUUCUCAUCGAGCUGGCUACGCCAACUAGUGUUCUGGUUCGAGAAAUGGCUUCGGGGUUGGUCAGGAUUGCGUUGGAGUGUGAGAAGAAGACUGAUCCUAAGAAGAAGGGGUUGAAGUUGCUGGAGGAGCCGCUGUGGAGGACUUACUGCAAUGGCAAGAAGUGCGGUUUCGCUAUGAGGCGAGAUUGUGGUCCAGAGGAGUGGAAGGUGCUGAAAGCUCUGGAGCCAGUUUCAAUGGGGGCUGGGGUUUUACCUGGGAAUGAAGAUGGAGCUGGAUCUGAAGGUGAGCUCAUGUAUAUGAGAGCGAAGUUUGAGAGAGUUGUGGGGUCUAAGGACUCAGAGGCCUUCUACAUGAUGAACCCUGAUGGUUCUGGUGGUCCUGAACUCAGUGUUUACUUGCUUAGAGUCUAGUUUGGCUAUGAACUAUGAAGAGCAACAACAUCAUCCACUCUACUUGUUAAGUCAUAUGGAGCACUGAAAAGUUGGUAGUUCAGUUUACCCUUGAUUGUGUCCCUCUUUUAAUUUUGUUCAUUUGGAGCUAACGCUAUGGGGUUUGAGACUUGUAUCAUGCUUCAAAUUUUGGAUUGUGGAGGGUUUAGACAUGGGGGUUCUAUCUAGGUAGGCAGUGGGGUAAUUUAUGUAUAGGUUUUCUUCCUCAUUUUCUAGCUAAAAUGUGGAGAAUGUUGGAUACUUAUUGUGAGAAGGGUUAUUAUCACAAAUGGUACCUGAACUUAUCUUCUA